AUGAAGACGGACAAGAAGCAUCUUCUCUACUUCAGAGUUGUUACAGUUCAUCAUAUUUUCCGUGUGUAUUUUCUACUAUUCUGUAGAUUCCAAACAUUCAGACGAGAGGAGGGUGGCGGACCAGCCCGGAGACGCAGAUGUAGCACAAGACGACAAAUAACCUUCAGAGUGUCUGUGCUGAGGAGCAGCACAUUGACCUGUUACAGGUCUCAUAGGGAUGCCACUCCUCCCUGUCGGGUCGUCGUCCCUUUAGACCUUGACGAACAGGAGUUUGUUCAAGUCCUUCAAGAAAACAUCCCCGAGUUACCUGAACACUUUGAGCUUUGCCGAGUCAAUGGGCAGCGCAGCAUAAUAGUGUUGGAGGAGCAGUGCCCAAGGGACAUACAUGCCCAGAAUGCCCUAGGGCGCUCUUGUCUCUACCUACGCCCCAAGGAUGUUAUGUCAAACCCCUCCAUACCAGUGGAACAAACACCAGCUGCACCACCAAUUGCAGGUGGGACAACUUCUCCUGCUCCAUCUUCACCAAUCUACACCUCUUCUCCUGCUCCAUCUCCACCAAUCCACACCUCUUCUCCUGCUCCAUCUCCACCAAUCCACACCUCUUCCCCUGCUCCAUCUCCAUCUCACAAUCAUUUCUAUAUAUCCUCCGCACCAUCGAGCCCAUACCAGGAGGGAACUGAAGAAGCUUUUGACAUCGCUGUGGCACUUCGAUCCCUACAAUCAAGGGUUCACCAUCUGGCUCCCACAGCCAAUCAGAUAAAUGUUCUUCGCAAUGAAGAAUUUGAAUGUGCCGGGUAGCGGGGUAGUGUUGAUUGGCUCAUCUGUAGGUCAUUAUUGGCUUGCGUGCUUGUCGGGGG
Molecule: messenger RNA, 857 nt
Organism: Micropterus salmoides (largemouth bass)
Lineage: Eukaryota; Metazoa; Chordata; Actinopteri; Centrarchiformes; Centrarchidae
Exons: 5
Coding region: 1-798 (265 amino acids)
Source: RefSeq, a predicted model, not a curated record